GGGAGAGGCGUGGAGGGAUUGAGGGGAGAGUCUCAGCCGGAGCCGCUCUCACUGAUCUCGUACCCGGGUCCCUGUCUCCGGAGCCCGCACCAUGAGCGAUCUGAACAUUGUAUACGAGGGGAUCCCGUUCCCCAAGCACGUUGUCUCGGAGGAAAGUCUGAGAUACGCCCGCGAGGAGUUCCAGGUCCGGGACGAAGACGUUUUCAUUGCCACCUACCCCAAAUCAGGUACAACAUGGAUGCAAGAAAUAGUGCCUCUGAUCAUCAGCGGUGGCGAUCUGUCUCCAGUGCUGACCGUCCCAAACUGGCAGCGAGUCCCGUGGCUGGAGCACACCUUCUGUAAAGGCCUACUGGAGGAGAGGCCAUCGCCUCGGCUGAUUACCACACACUUUCAAAGGCACAUGCUCCCAAAGACCUUUGAUAAGUCAAAGGCAAAAAUUAUAUACAUGGCACGAAAUCCAAAGGAUGCUCUUGUUUCAUCUUUCCACUAUCACAAUAUUGCUUCCUUCUUGGACAAUCCAGGCAGCUUUGAUGAGUUCAUUGAUAAAUUUCUGGAAGGAAAAGUACUUUAUGGUUCCUGGUUUGACCACAUUAAAAGCUGGUGGCCAGAAAAAGAUCAGGAGAACUUCUUGUUUCUGACCUAUGAAGAGAUGAAGCAGGACACAUUGAAUACUUUGGCAAAAGUUGGAGAAUUUCUGGGGAAGCAGCUGAGCAGCGAUCUGAUUGACAUGAUUGCAAACCAAACCAAGUUCAACAAAAUGAAGCAGAACAACAUGUCGAACUACAGCUUCGUACCCUCAGACAUCAUCAAUCAAGAGAAAGACAACUUCUUAAGAAAAGGUAUUGUUGGAGACUGGAAGAACCAUUUUACUGAAGCCCAGAUUGAACAUUUUAAUUCAGUGUUUGCUGAAAGAAUGAAAGGAUUGGAUUUUCCAUACUACAAGGACUGAAGGCACAAGAAUUGAUAAUGAACUAACUGUAGACUUCAUAAAAUAUUUACUCAGUUUUUCUUGCUACCACUAAACCUUAUUCACUUUGCAAAGAAUUGUAAUAUUUCAAUCAUGCUUCCCAUUCUUUCUGUAAGGGUGCAAUGUCUCCCAAAUGAUUAUCUAUACAACAGACAUGCUAUUGAAACCUUUGCCUAUAUUUCAAGUCAAGUUUAUUGUCAUUUAAUUAUAUACAUGUAUACAAUCAAAUGAGUCAAUGUUUCUCCAAACCGGGGUGUAAAGCAUGGUGCCCAAUAACUUUGGAAAGUAAUGAUAAAAUCUUUGGAUGGAUUACACAUAAAUAAAGUGCAGAAGUUAAAUAUUGUACGGUACAGAACAGAUUUAAUAAAUUGAAACAGUACUGUGGCGACCCAUUUCCUGGCACAUCCGAACCGGCUCACAAUUAGAUAGCCUACGGGGGUUUGCGUGCACAGAGCUUUGGAGCCUCUGCGCCACGGGGGGCAGGUUGAGAGAGGCUUAAAAAGUGAGGCUGAGGAUUUCGAAUAAAGUUUUUCCUUCGACUGCA
Hypanus sabinus (Atlantic stingray) is the source of this 1511-nucleotide messenger RNA. RefSeq names its product sulfotransferase 2B1-like. Gene Ontology annotation, biological process: sulfation. Gene Ontology annotation, cellular component: cytoplasm. The record is from RefSeq and is a predicted model, not a curated record. NCBI's taxonomy places the organism in Eukaryota, Metazoa, Chordata, Chondrichthyes, Myliobatiformes, Dasyatidae. Gene Ontology annotation, molecular function: sulfotransferase activity. The coding region runs from base 92 to 949 and encodes 285 amino acids. The transcript is spliced from 6 exons.